CUGGGAAAGGUUCUAGUACUCGUCAGCACCUGAUUGGUCCAAGGCGGACUUCCCACCGAUACCGGUAGGCGACGUCGAAAUUCCAACUGGCCCGUCCCACCGACAUCUCGUUUGUACCUCUACGGUGCCCAACACAUCAUGCCGGCACAUACAGUUCUGUUCUGGGCGUCAUUGCCCGUUCUGCUAGGCGUUCUCUUUUACCAGAUUGAUAUCCAGACUUUCCUCCCACCAUCGUUACACGCAUAUACUGGCUUUCGGAUAAUCCGCAGCCUCUUCGAAGAAACACACUGUUACGCUUCAAUCACCACAUUGUCAUCUGGUCUUCCUAAUGCUGAGUGCUUCAGCGUGGCAAAUGGAAAGUUCUCGCGUGUUUUCAAGAACGACUUCAACCAGCAAGACUCAUCCUCUGAUGCUGUGAAAGGAGCGCAUGCUGGAUACGUGUACCCCGGUCUCUGGGAUGGACACGGUCAUUUGAUCCAGUAUGGCGAGCUCCUUAAUUCCGUUGAUCUCUUUGGUACAAAAUCAAUGGCAGAGGUGCAAGAGCGACUUGUGCAGUACAAGGCAGAUCGGCCAGAGCAAGGCACGAGCCAGCACUGGAUAAGAGGUGUUGGUUGGGAUCAGGCCAACUUUAAAGGGGAAUGGCCAGCUACGUCUGAUCUUGAGAUCAACGAAGUCUUCAAGGAUCAGUAUGUCAUGCUUGAUCGCGUUGACGUUCACUGUAUCUGGGUCUCUAAUAAGGUUCUUGAUCUCCUUCCCUCACCACUGCCCGAGGUUCCGGCUGGAGGCGAAGUCGUAGCUAGGGGAGUCUUUUGCGAUAACGCGAUGGACAUGGUUCUAGAGUACUACCCCAAACCUGGUAAAGAUCGUAAAACGAAGUUUGUCAAAGAUGCCAUGGUUGAGCUUAACAAAUUGGGCAUUGUUGGGAUGCACGAUGCCGGUGUUGUCCCCAAUGACCUCGAGCUCUACCACCAGCUGUCGAGCGACGUGCAGUGGACUGUGAGAGUCAAUGCGAUGAUCGAGUGCGAUGUCCGCAAUACGUUCUGUCCCAACAAAGUCAAGAAAAUCAGUACGCCAAAUGGCAGGUUCCACGUUCGUAGCGUGAAGUUAUUUGGCGAUGGAGCGCUCGGAAGCUGGGGAAGCGCUAUGAUCGAGCCUUACAGCGAUAAAGAGACAUCGACUGGCUCCUUGCUGGUGAAUGCGACUGUUCUGUCGUCGCUAACUCAGAACUGGGCGGCUGAAGGGUAUCAAGUGAACACCCACGCCAUAGGUGACUUGGCUAAUAGGCUCGCUAUUGAUGCGUUUGAGAUCACCUUGAAGCUGCAAUGCCCCGACAUCGCAAAACUCAAGCAGUGUCAACAGGAACAAUUCCGCUUCCGUAUUGAGCACGCGCAAAUCAUCCAUCCGGAUGAUCAGCGCCGGAUGCUUGAGCUUGGCAUCAUACCUUCAAUUCAACCCACUCACGCUACCUCAGACAUGGGAUAUGCGGAGUCGAGACUUGGCAAGCAGCGUACGGCAGAGGAAGCGUACAGGAUGCGCUCGCUCUUGCCUCUCGGUCCGGUCCUUGGUAGCGACUUCCCGGUUGAACCAGCCAGCAUAUUCGAAGGCAUGUAUGCGGCAAUAACAAGGCGUAGCCCGCGAACAGGUCUCGAUCCUAGCGGAGGCAAGGAUGGCUGGUAUCCUGAGGAAACCCUCACCAUUGAGGACGCGUUAAAGGGCUUCACCGUCAACCCUGCAUAUGGUGCCUUUCUGGAUGGAAAUGCUGGUGUGAUCACGGAAGACGCGUGGGCAGACUGGGUUGUACUCGAUCAGCCAUUGGAAGGGUUGGACACAGAAGACCUUCGAAAGAUUGCUGUAAGAGAGACGUGGGUCGGCGGUAAGUUGGUUUACCAACGCCUCGACUAGUGAGAAUGCGAGUCUCGUCUGCUGCACGCUCUCUCGAGCAGCUAUUACAUACUGAUGCGCUGCAAGCGCAUGUGAUACCCGUAAUAAUAAAAGGGAACGUUACUAAGUCCGCAAGUGGAUAGACUAGGGUACACCCGCCCGCAGGACCCUGGGGGCUGUGUCGGAUGGGUUACGUUACUAUGAACAAGCACGACCUUCUACCUUCCCGUUUGCUCACCCACUUGGCUUAGUUUUUGUCUGUCAAAGAUUU
Messenger RNA from Boeremia exigua, 2152 nucleotides. RefSeq names its product amidohydrolase family-domain-containing protein. NCBI's taxonomy places the organism in Eukaryota, Fungi, Ascomycota, Dothideomycetes, Pleosporales, Didymellaceae. Gene Ontology annotation, molecular function: hydrolase activity, acting on carbon-nitrogen (but not peptide) bonds. The transcript is spliced from 4 exons. The record is from RefSeq and is a predicted model, not a curated record. Bases 139 to 1902 code for a protein of 587 amino acids.